Papaver somniferum (opium poppy) is the source of this 1837-nucleotide messenger RNA. RefSeq names its product protein NRT1/ PTR FAMILY 4.6-like. Gene Ontology annotation, cellular component: membrane. NCBI's taxonomy places the organism in Eukaryota, Viridiplantae, Streptophyta, Magnoliopsida, Ranunculales, Papaveraceae. Gene Ontology annotation, biological process: transmembrane transport. Gene Ontology annotation, molecular function: transmembrane transporter activity. The transcript is spliced from 5 exons. The record is from RefSeq and is a predicted model, not a curated record. The coding region runs from base 56 to 1744 and encodes 562 amino acids.
UAUAAAAACUUUGUAUACAUUUCAAGCUUGAAACAGAACAGAAACUGAAACUGCAAUGGGUGUUGUCCAUGGCAUGGUAGACUGGAAGAGAAAACCAGUCAACAAAGACAAACAUGGUGGAAUUGGAGCAGCGACAUUUAUACACUUUUUGGUGGUUAUGACGAACCUAACAUUCAUAGGGAAUGUAUUCAACUUGGUUACAUAUUUCCGUCAAACCAUGCACAUGGAUGUAGCGACUGCUUCAACAGCAGUAACUAACAUCAUGGGUGUAGCUUCUGCAUUCGCGUUGGUUGGAGGAUUCUUCUCAGACUCAUACAUAACUAGGUUUACUGCCAUACUAGUGUUUGGUCCCUUCGAGUUCUUGGGAUAUGUAUUAUUAGCAACGCAAGCACAUCUUCCAUCACUUCAACCACCAGUAUGUGAUAUCUCGGUGCAAUUUGAUAACUGCAAACAAGUUCACGGUUACAAUGUGGUUAUACUCUACGUAGGUGUAUACGUUCUUUCCUUUGGAGAAGGCUGCUUAAGAGCAAACCUUGCAUCCUUUGGUGGAGAUCAGUUUGACGACAAUGACCCAAUUGAGUUACAACAAAAGUCUAGCUUUUUCAAUUGGUACACUUUCAGCAUUUCACUUGGAGCUAUUAUAGGUCUCACCCUAAUAGUAUGGAUUCAAGAGAAUAAAGGAUGGGAUUUUGCUUUCACUUUGUCAGCUGGCUUAGUUCUAAUAGGGUUGAUUGUGGUAGCCUCUGGUGUCUCAUUCUACCGUAACCUAAUACCAACAGGUAGCCCUCUAACAAGGAUGUUGCAGGUUUUGGUGGGUGCAUACCGAAAACGCAAGCUUCAGUUCCCUGAAAUUGAUGAGGAAAUUUACUUAGCAUAUAACAAGGGAGAGAAUGUUGGUGAAGUACUUCCACACACCAAAGGGUUAAAAUGGCUAGACAGGGCAUCAAUUUCUGAUGGAAAAACUGGAAACUGGUAUCUUUGUAGUGUUAGCCAAGUAGAAGAGAUGAAAAUCGUUCUUCGAAUGGUCCCAGUUUUUAUUAGUUCAAUGAUCUGUUACAUUCCCAUCCCUUUACUCCUAACAUUAACAAUACAACAAGGAGGCACGAUGAACACCAAGUUGGGUGCAAUUCAUGUUCCACCAGCAUCUCUCUUUGUCAUUCCCGUAAGUUUCCAGCUGGUGAUGCUAGUUAUUUAUGAUCGACUAUUUGUACCAUUCGCUCGUAAGAUCACGAGGUGCCCAACUGGCAUAACUCACUUGCAACGAGUAGGUGUCGGUUAUGUAGCUACAAUAUCAGCGACUGUUAUAGGGGCCGUGAUUGAGAAGAAAAGGAAAGGCGUGGCAGAGGCUCAUGGAUUACUGGAUUCAGGCAACCAAGUGCCCAUGUCUGUUAUGUGGUUGGGUCUCCAGUUCUUUGUUCUGGGCAUCAAUGAUGUGACCACAUUUGUUGGGUUGCUCGAGUUUUUCAAUACUGAAGUCUCAAGAGGGAUGAAAUCCUUGGGGACUGCUAUAUUUUUUUGCAAUAUCGGGUUGGCUUCUUUCAUUUCAUCUAUUGUUGUCAAUAUAGUUAAUAAAGUUACAAGACAUGGAGGGAUUGGCUGGUUAGAAGGAAAUAACAUUAACAGGGACUACAUCGACCGGUUCUAUUGGCUACUUUCUGUUCUUGGAUUCUUGGGUUUCUUGAACUACAUGUAUUGGGCAAGGAGGUAUACAUAUCGACAGCAUAAUCUUACUCCUGUUAGCUAAAAUGUCGCUACUAAACAGGAAAAUGUUUUUCCAUGCUUUUUGUAUAUUCCAAUUUCCAUAAAUAUCAACCGUUUCUCAUGUGUUUUAACUUCA